AUGCAGAGGCAGCAGCAGCAGCAGCAGCACGAGCGCGAGCGCGAGCGCGAGCGCCUUCGGCAGCAGCAAGAGCUGGCACAGCAGCAGCAGCAGCAGCAGCAGCGGAGGCGGCAGCGGAGCGGCUGGAGCUCCUCGUCCGAUGUGCCAGCGUCGCCGCCGCCGCAGCAGCAGCAGCAAGAUAUGCAGCAGCAGCAGCAGCAACAGCAGCAGCACGAAGGGCUGCGCGAGUCCAGCAUCCCCUUGCCAGCAGCAGCAGCAGCAGCUGCUGCUGCUGCUGCAGUCCCCCCGUCCUCAGCAGCACCUGCAGAGCCUGCUGCAGCGCCGCCUCCCCCCGCAGCAGCAGCAGCAGCAGCAGGGGGUCGACGUGCGUUUGCUGCAGCGCCGCAGCACCCGUGGACGCAGCAGCAGCAGCAGCAGCAGCAGCAGGGUGAGGGGCCCCCGCAGGCAUCUUCUCUAACUGCUGUGCUGCGGCCCUCAAUUCAGGCGCUGCUGUCAACAACUCAAGGUGCUGCUGCUGUUGCUGCUGCAGAGGCGCUGCUGGUGCCGCAGGAGCUGCAGCAGCAGCCCGGGGCUGCUGCUGCUGCUGGGGAAGGCCCUGCUGCUGCUGCUGCUCUGAGCCAGGGCCUGCAGCCGCAGCAGCUGAUGCAGCAGUACCAGGAGUACUUCCUGCAGCAGCAGCAGCUGCUGCUGCAGCAGCAGAAGCUGGCUUCCGAGCCGCACCCGCUGCUGCCUGCGCCGCCGCACAGCUGCCGCUAUUGCCGCUGCUGGUCGGCUUGGAGCGAAGCAAAAGAGUGCCAAAGGUGCAGAUCGCGCAUCGCCAGGCACGGGCUUCCAAAGCGUUGCACGCGCUGCGGCUGCGAGGGGGGCUUCCCCCACUCUCGACCUGCUGCUGGGUUUGCUGCUGCUGCUCUUUGCUUUUUGUGUCACUGGAAGCUAAAGAAAGAAACUGCUGCUCAAAUGAAGCUGCUGCAGCGGCAGCAGCAAACGCUGCUGCUGCUGGGGCCCGGCAAGGUGGGCGAACAGACCCCCGCGGACGAGGAGCCCCCGCUGCAGCUGCUGCAGCUGCAGCAGCAGCAGCAAAAGCAGCAGCUAAAACAACAACAGCAGCAGCAGCAGCAGCAGCAGCAAGUUCUCUUCAGACAAAUCUCAGGAGAACCCUUUAGGGAACCCCCAAACGCGACGCCAAGUGCAGCGGAGACAGCGCGCGACGGCGAAGGGCAGACAGCCGAGUCGCUGCGGCAGCAAAUUAAAAUCCUUGAGGAACAAAUUCUGCAGAAGGACCUCUUUGUACAGGAAGUGCAGCAGAAAAGCUCCGAGUCGGAGCGGCAGCUGCAGCUGCAGCUGCAGGGCGCGCAGCGGCAGGCGCAGCAGCAGGUCAGCAGCAGCACUUUGAAUUGUUUCCUUUUAAUUAUUUAA
Messenger RNA from Eimeria tenella, 1416 nucleotides. RefSeq lists its product as uncharacterized. The record is from RefSeq and is a predicted model, not a curated record. The coding region runs from base 1 to 1416 and encodes 471 amino acids. The transcript is spliced from 7 exons. NCBI's taxonomy places the organism in Eukaryota, Apicomplexa, Conoidasida, Eucoccidiorida, Eimeriidae.